Molecule: messenger RNA, 1257 nt
Organism: Linum tenue
Lineage: Eukaryota; Viridiplantae; Streptophyta; Magnoliopsida; Malpighiales; Linaceae
Source: the annotation of a GenBank genome assembly
CUCCUAAGUUCCAAACCAAGUAACCAAGGUCACCGGUUUGAGACAACAAUGAAAAUCUGAAACAAAACUUGAAAAGUUUAUAAGCUGGCCAAUAUGUACAAAGUAAAAUAUUUGGGAGCUAUACGGUAAUUUCUCACAAAACUCCUAUCCGGGGACUGACACGACAAUUUUGUAUUUGACAACAAAAACCCAGCCAGGGCAUUUCCCCGCUCCGACUUACCUGCCGUCCCCUCCCCUCAAUACCCUCCCUGCAAUCGCUCGCCGCCGGUCCCCCCACUCCGCCGUCUUCCUCUCUCCGGCUCGCCCUCGCCGCCACUCUCGUUCGUCGGCUUCUCUCAAUCGCCAUCCUCCUCCGACGCGUCUUCGCCCCCUCUACGAGAGGGGAGUUCUCCGGUGAAGUAAUACAACCUGUGAAGGAAUCAUUGAUUGCCUGCUCUUAGAUUCACCAGAUCCAUGAAGCUAAUUGCUAUUGCGAGAAGAGCAGCGGUUCAUUCCCGUGCAAGUCUCCGCUUUGAAGUUAAUGGGUUCUUGCAGGUUAGGUGUUUCCAGCACGACUUCGUUCCUAGAGAACCUUCGGUCAAGCCCACGAAGUACAAGUACCCAGCUUUCUAUGAUCCGUAUGGUCCCCGGCCUCCUCCAUCAGAGAAGAUUGUUCAGCUUGCAGAGCAGAUUGCAGCCUUGCCACUCGAGGAACGGCGCCAGAUUGGACCUGCUCUGGGGCUCAAGCUGAGCCAUCCGAAGCUCGAGACGAUCUCUACAGAAGGAAUGGAGUUGGGAUCAGCAGGAGGAGGAGGGGCUGGUGCAGGAGCUGCGAAGGUUGAGGAGAAGAAGGAGAAGACCGCGUUUGAUGUGAAGCUUGAGAAGUUUGAUGCAGCUGCUAAGAUUAAGGUGAUUAAGGAAGUCAGAGCUUUUACCAACUUGGGAUUGAAAGAGGCCAAAGAGUUGGUUGAGAAGGUGCCCGUUUUGCUUAAACAAGGAGUCACCAAAGAUGAAGCCAAUAGCAUCAUAGAGAAGAUCAAAGCUGCUGGUGGGUCCGCUGUCAUGGAGUGAUCAAGCUUUGAGCAGUUGUUUUCGUUACACUUUCGUUUGGCUUUUUCGAUCUUUUCUUCUGAUCUUGUUAGAUUGAUAUCGAAUUGCCAGAAAGAUGAGUUGAAUAACUAGCAGAUGCAAAAAUGGGACAACAAUGCUGUAUUUUUGAAGUAGCUCCAACUGGAUCGAUUAUCGAUAUUAGAAAGUUUUUGUUUGAUUGAUUUCCAC